Messenger RNA from Arachis duranensis, 2094 nucleotides. Its product is annotated as transcription factor bHLH74-like. The record is from RefSeq and is a predicted model, not a curated record. The transcript is spliced from 8 exons. Gene Ontology annotation, biological process: regulation of DNA-templated transcription. Lineage: Eukaryota; Viridiplantae; Streptophyta; Magnoliopsida; Fabales; Fabaceae. Gene Ontology annotation, molecular function: DNA-binding transcription factor activity; protein dimerization activity. The coding region runs from base 593 to 1774 and encodes 393 amino acids. Gene Ontology annotation, cellular component: nucleus.
CAUUGUUUCUUCUUCAAAUUGGAAGGAGGAAUGAAGAUAUAAUUUUUUAGUAGUAUUGUGAAGAAAGAAGAAAAGAGAAUCUGCUUUAUUGGGAGAUAUUAGCUAAAGACAUUGUUUUCCACUUUAUGCUCUUAAAGGUUCUACUUUCCUGUCUGAGAGGGAGCAUUUUCCCUUUUCACUGAGCAGCAUUAUCCUUGAUCCUUCAUGGAAGGUUAUUGAUGGAAGAAGCAAACUAGAGGCUAGUUAGACUAUAUUCCUUUUGCUUUGUGUCAAUGAGAUAGAUAGAUAGAUAGAUAGAUAUGAGAAUGAAUGAGCCUCUUCUUUCUUCUUUUACUUUAACUUGUUAGCUAACACUCUCUCUCUCUCUCUCUCAGUCCCUAUAAAGCUGCAAAGCCUAUUUUGUUCCUUGUUGAGUGCUGCAAGAUAUCUCAUAUCUCUCGAGCCAACCUUAGUCAAAAUUCACUUUCCCCUUUAAUCAUCAUACACUUUUGUUUAUUUCAACUCCAUUAUUAUAUCCUUACACUCCAUGUAGCAGUACCACUGCUCCUAGGAUAUAUAUAUAUAUACAUUGUUUAUUUUCUCUUUUCAGAAGAUGAGUAGUGAUGUUGAAAAUGCCAUGAGGCUUCAACAGGAAGAGAAAAAGGGCAUUCUGAUGAGUUGUCCUUCUUCAUUGGGUUUGGGGACAAGUGGUUCAGAAAUGGCAAGUUCUAAUUCUGAGCCUUCAAAUGUAGCUAAUCCCUUUCUUGCUUCCUCUGCUUGGGAUCCUCUUACUCCUUUAACUCAACUUCAAACUACUAAUACUACUACUCUUGUUGGAGACCCUUCUACUUCUUCAAUACCAAUACCAAUACCAAUGGUUUCUCAUCAUAAUAAUGAAUUCUCCAACUCAUUGUUGUACACUCUUGUUUUGGAAAACCAGCAGGCUCCCCACAUUGUUCAAUACAUGUCUAGAGAUAUGGUUCCAAUCCCCAAGGUUCAGGUUCCUGUAUCCUAUGGAAGUGGGAGCUUCUCUGAAAUGGUUGGCUCCUUUCUCCAAUCUCCAAACAGUGAGCACUCACAGGGAGAAGGAGAAGGAGAAGAUUCAGGAUCAGCACCUAGUGGAAAUAGAAGAAGAAAGAGAGGCCAUGAACAUAAUAAUAACUCUACUUUCAGUCCAAACAAGAAUGCUGAAGAUUGUUCUGGGAAGAGAAAAAAUCAAGAUGAUGAGAAGAAAGCAAAAGUGGAAGAAAAUAAAGACAAAAGUGGUCAAAGUGGAGAAACACCUAAAGAGAAUUUCAUUCAUGUGAGAGCAAGAAGAGGCCAAGCUACUAACAGUCACAGCCUUGCAGAAAGGGUAAGGAGAGAAAAGAUUAGUGAGCGAAUGAGGUUGCUUCAAGAACUUGUUCCAGGAUGCAACAAGAUAACUGGCAAAGCAGUGAUGCUUGAUGAGAUUAUAAACUAUGUGCAAUCAUUGCAACAGCAGGUUGAGUUUUUGUCCAUGAAACUUGCCACUGUGAACCCAGAGCUGAAUUUGGACCUAGAGCGGAUUCUCUCAAAAGAUAUUCUGCAAUCACGAAUUGGUGGAUAUGGUGGUGGUAUAAGCUGCUCUCAAGCAUUCCCUAGUUCCAGCUUCCAAGGAACACUAGUGCCCAUGCCUACCACUUCAAAUCAACUCCCUCCCUUGCCUCAGAGUCUGUUGGACCAUGAAUUCCAAAACUUGUAUGGAAUGAGCUAUGAUUCUAGUACAGCUCUUGGGAACAUGGGGCACAAUGGAGGAUCCAAACCAGAGUUAUAGUGUACUGUGUGUAAAAGACAUUGGAAUUGUCCAUUUGAUUGAAAAAUUAACUCAAGUUGGAUGAAGGGAGUAAUAAAGGAUUCAUAUUUAGUUAAUAUGUCAGCGGUAUAGGAUCUAAUAACCUAACGGUUCGCCAAGAUUAGUUAAUCAGAUUUGUGAAUUAUCUAUGUAUAUUUGAAUUGGGUUCACCAAGUGGGGUUCUGAAUUGUUUCAACCUAAGCUAGUGUUCCUUGUUAGAAAAAAUGUGGGUACUAUUGUAAGGUUAUUUGGUUUUCUAGUUUCCUUUUUUUUUUCUUUUGUGAUGAACGAAAGGUUUCUUA